AUGGCGGAUUCAAUGGCCAGAAAAACGGAGGACCUCAAACGACAGUGCAAAAAUAGUUUCUCGGCAGCAGAGGAGUCUUAUCAAGGAGCAAUGUCGGGCUCCAAGAGGCACGCGACAAUGCACAGGAAAUCAGAGGCUCUUGAAAAACUAUGCAAUGCUAGGGUUUGCAUGGUUCCUUACAAUUCGAAGGGUAAUUUUUCGGUUUGGCCAAAGGACCCGGCGAAGGCCAGAGAAAUCAUCACGGAUUUCAGAAAAUGUUCACACGGAGGAAAGAUGAAAAAGCGUAAAGGAAAAAAGAAGGGGUACGACGAGGAGGGUUUUGAUGAGAAAGAGAAACCAAAGUUGGAUAAGUAUUCGAAGGCUUUAGAGACCCAUAUACAAAUUUUGGAAGAGAAUAUUAAUUCUUUCCAGGGAAAAACAAAAACUAUUCAGCCCAACUUUGCCAAAGAAGAUCAUGGUGAAGAGAGCAUGGCAGAAUUGUUAGAACCAAAUAGUUAUAACUUCAACAACGGCCCAACUUUGCAAGUAUCCGACGAUAAUAAUAUUGAAUUUUCUAAUGGACUUGACACUAAUGGCAUUCGUGGUAACGGUAAACUGCCGAAUACCACUAAUAAUAUCGAAUUUCCUCAUGGAUUUGACAUUAAUGAUAUUUGUGAUAAGGGUAAAUUGUCUAAUACCACCGUGAACAGCCAAGAUUGUCGGAAUCAACACUCUGAAUUAUCUUACGGUAAUGUUAAGUUAGAGCCUGGUUAUAAUGGAGAUUUUGGAUUAGUAGAGCUGGAGAACUUUGGUGGCGUCGAUAAUUAUAAUCCUCCUCCAUUGGGGUCUUUUCCACAAAGCUCCAAAUAUCACGACCUUGGUGCUAAUUUGAUGGUUGAAGAUGGUGCUAUUAAUAAUAGUAGUGUUUCUUCUGCAAGCUUAAGCUGCUGGGUCGACUUGCUGCAAGGAAGAAACAUAUCAUUGAUAUCUCCACUUCAUGAGGCCUUGUUGUGUGGCCUCAGCCUUUGCAAUCGCAGAUGA
Prunus armeniaca (apricot) is the source of this 1020-nucleotide messenger RNA. The record is from the annotation of a GenBank genome assembly. NCBI's taxonomy places the organism in Eukaryota, Viridiplantae, Streptophyta, Magnoliopsida, Rosales, Rosaceae.